Leucoraja erinaceus (little skate) is the source of this 4013-nucleotide messenger RNA. RefSeq names its product DEAD (Asp-Glu-Ala-Asp) box polypeptide 27 (gene ddx27). The record is from RefSeq and is a predicted model, not a curated record. Bases 87 to 2399 code for a protein of 770 amino acids. The transcript is spliced from 21 exons. Lineage: Eukaryota; Metazoa; Chordata; Chondrichthyes; Rajiformes; Rajidae. Gene Ontology annotation, molecular function: nucleic acid binding; ATP binding; RNA helicase activity.
CGGCGGCGGCCGGCGGGCGGGCGGGUGUUGGCGACGGACACGGUCCCACACGUGCUGGUUCCGCUUUGAGGGCGAGAGACACCACGAUGGAUUUAAUCCCCAACAUCGGGGAGGAGGACGAGGUUCCGGAGCAGGAGGAGGAGACGGGGUCGGAGGGAGAGGAAUUGCCUGUCAUUUUGCUGAAGAAAAAGAAGUUCAGGAAACAGUGUGUGGACUUCAGUGAAGACUUUCUCUUUACUGAGAAGGAUGGGGAAUGUGAUGAAGAUUGGGCGAUGGCAGAUGUCCUGAAGCAAUUGAAGAAAAAAAAAGCAGCAACAACCUUGGACGAAAAGAUAGACAAAGUUCGAAAGAAAAGAAAGAAAGAGGAGAAAUUGACAACAGAAGCAAAGCAAAUAAAGACCGAUUCGACUGAGAACUCCGUAUCCAACGCAGACGUGACAAAGGCAGAUGAAGAAGAAGCAGACAAAAUCGAGGACAAUGAUGAAGAAAAGGAAUCUGAUGGAGAACAAGCGACAGAUGAUGAAGAUGAUGAAGAAUCGAUAUCUGAAUUCUCUCGUGAAGAUCAGAAUAUUUUACAGAAAGCAGACACACUGAAAUUAAAAGGAAAGAAGAAAACUAGAAACAAAUCGGGCUUGUUCUUUGAGGAAGCUCCGGAGAUUGAUGACAGCCUCAUGUUCCAGGACAUGAAUCUCUCUCGACCACUUUUAAAGGCAAUCACUACCAUGGGCUUCAAGCAGCCAACUCCCAUUCAGAAAGCGUGUAUCCCUUUGGGUUUGUUGGGGCGAGACCUGUGUGCCUGUGCUGCUACUGGGACAGGUAAAACUGCUGCCUUCAUGCUGCCUGUGCUAGAACGUUUGAUCUAUAAACCACGUCAGGCUCCUGUUACCAGGGUGUUGGCUCUUGUUCCAACUCGUGAACUAGGCAUUCAAGUGCAUUCUGUCGCCAGAAAUUUGGCACAGUACACAUCCAUCACCGUCUGUCUUGCUGUUGGUGGAUUGGAUGUAAAAACCCAAGAAGCAUCUCUGAGAUCAGGGCCUGAUGUUCUCAUUGCCACCCCAGGCCGAUUGAUCGAUCAUCUUCAUAAUUGUCCAUCCUUUGACCUCAGCAGCAUUGAGGUCCUCAUUCUGGACGAAGCUGACAGGAUGCUCGAUGAAUACUUUGAGGAACAGAUGAAGGAAAUAAUUCGGCUCUGCUCCCACCAACGGCAGACAAUGCUGUUUUCUGCGACCAUGACUGAUGAGGUGAAUGACCUGGCAUCGGUGUCAUUGAAGAACCCGGUUCGAAUUUUCGUGAACAGUAACACAGAUGUUGCCCCCUUCCUCCGUCAGGAAUUCGUACGCAUCCGUCCAAACCGUGAGGGAGACAGGGAGGCGAUUGUUGCAGCUCUUCUCACUCGCACAUUUCAGGACCAUGUUAUGCUAUUUACACAGACUAAAAAGCAAGCCCAUAGAAUGCACAUCCUGCUGGGGCUGAUGGGACUAAAGGUUGGCGAACUACAUGGUGAUCUUUCCCAAACCCAGCGGCUGGAAGCUCUUAGGCGCUUCAAGGAUGAACAAAUCGAUAUUCUUGUAGCUACAGAUGUUGCUGCUAGAGGACUGGAUAUUGAUGGGGUCAAAACAGUGAUUAACUUCACAAUGCCCAACACGGUCAAGCAUUAUGUGCAUAGGGUGGGCCGGACAGCAAGAGCAGGCCGCAGUGGGCGAUCCGUGUCCCUCGCUGGAGAGAUGGAAAGGAAAAUGCUAAAAGAAAUUGUGAGGAAAGCUAAAACUGAGGUGAAAGCUCGUGUCGUUCCACAAGAUGUGGUGCUGAAGUUCCGGCAGAAGAUUGACAAAUUGGAAAAGGAAAUCUAUGCUGUUCUGCAGCUGGAGAAAGAGGAAAAAAUGAUGCAACACUCGGAGGCUCAGAUCAACACUGCGCAAAACAAGCUGCAGAAGGACAAUGAGGACACCAGGCCAGAGCGCACCUGGUUCCAGACCAGAGAGGAACGCAAGAGAGAGAAAGUUUCAAAGGCUCUGCAAGAGUUUGACAUUGCAUUAAGAGGCAAAAAGAAGAGGAAAUUCAUGGAAAACCUGAAAAAGAAGGAAAUGACGGCUGAAGACAGGGCACAGAUUGAAAUAGUCAAAUCGCAGAUGUAUGCAGAACGCGUUGCUAAGAGAGGCCGCAGACCAAAGAGGGCACGAGUAAUGCCUGAAGAGGAGCCAAGCCACGAUGCUGAUCAAAUGAAUAGAAUAAACAAAUCAAAGAAGUCUGUAUUUGAUGAAGAAUUGACAAAUACAAGUCAGAAAGCUCUUAAACGAUAUCGAGCAGGGCCAUCAUUUGAAGACAGACAGAGACUUGGAAUAUCACAGCAUAGGAAAGGGAAUGCAUUUAAAUCGAAAUCUAGGUACAAGAGAAGGUGAACCCGAACAGAAAAAGCAGCUGGAUAUUUAUGAAAUUGCCUUUCCAAGAAUGAGGUCCUUAUUAGCAUGUACACUUGUGACAUACUUAAUAAUGAAACUGAUUCAUACUUCUGAUCCGGAAAAAUUGUGUAAGAAUGGACAUCAAUUUAUUGAAACAAGCCGACUUCCAAUUUUGUUAUAAUUGAGAUUUCAUAUUUGGUAUUGUUUCACUUCCUGUACUCUCCCACCUUCUGUACCCAAGUAUUGAUUAUUGUGGGUAAAGUCCUUUCAGAAAUAGAAACAUUGCAUUGUAAUUAAAACAGGUAUGUGUCAAUUUUAAGUGGUGUCCUGCAGACGCUCACGUUUACUUAGCCCUUGCACACUGCCUCGUCUUCAACUUGCUGAGGAGAAUCUACUGUCAACAAAAAACGAACAAGAGAAAAUAUUGAAAUAGGAACCUUGUUGCCUUGAAGUGAGCACCUAUCCUUGAGUAUUUUGUGUUAUAUAAGCAGAUCUGAAAUAUAAAAAGAGUAUUUUGACAAAAUGACUGAAAUCUGCUCGACUGGCAAUCCUUUGGGACAGAAGUUCUGUUUAUUUGACCGAUGCAUCCUUCCAUACUCAGGACACCCCUUCUGGAUGUGGUGUUUGCUUUGCCGUGUCAAUGUGAACGUUUCCAGUUAAAAUUCAAUUUUGCCACUGGCUAGUUUCCCCCCCACCUCCCCCCUCAAAAUUAGCCCAAGGGAACAUUAAGAUCGUAGUAUUUUAAAUAGGGAUGGGGAAACAUCCUAUUGGUUGAAAUCAAUCUAGCGUAAGCGAGUUGCAUGUCCUCAAAUGACACUCGAUCAUUUGGCAGGGAAACUAAACCAAUGCACCCAUUCUGCAGUACGAUUUAUCACAAGUAUCCUAUAUGUAUCUCUUUUAUUAAUGCACUCGUAGGCCAAUAUAAUCUACUAAGGUAGAGGCAGAAGGAAUUGGAAAUGUUGGAAUCUUGAGCUAAAGCAAGUGUUGUAGAAACUUAGCAGAGCAGACAGCAUUGCAGGGCAGACAUGGGCAGUUGUCAUUUUGAGCCAAGUCCUGCAAAGGUAUUGAGUCUUUUGUUGGGUAGAGUCAUGCCUCAUGGGCAGGGGUGAUGCUGUGAAUAGGAGAGAGUCAUGUUUAUGCAGUGCAUCAAGGGAAAAGUCCAGGGUCAUGUCCGUUGUAUUUCUUGGGAAAGCUUCCUCACUCCUGCAUUCAUUCUGCUGAGGCAAAAGUGUAAUUAAAUUUAAGCAGCAGUCUCUGUGAUCCCUAACUAAACCUAGGUGUAAGAACACUAGUCCAUGCUCAGAAGUUGAUCAGAACAAGACAGUAGAGGGAAAGAGACUGAGGGUCAGUGAGGUGAUGUGUACAGCAAGUUAAACAAAUAGAAAUGGUGGAGGUUCAGACUAAGUAUAGCAGUGACAUUUUGAUUCCAUUUUAAAAGCUAUGAAUAUUUUAAAUGUUUGAAUGGGCCUCGGCUGUUAGUAAAUUCCAGGAUAAACUAAAAUGAUUAAGUAAAUUUAUGCUGAAAAUAAGUCAUGCCUAUGUACGUAAAGAAAUUAUUGGUUUCCUGUUUGUCAGCAGACCCAAAUGCUAUUAAUAAACACAUUUUUUGCAUUA